AUGGAUCUAGUAUUCCUCACUACCAUGAGGACCCGACCGGAACGGAUCGGGGAUCCCCAGCUUAGAGGGCUUAGAAAUUGCAAUCUGCUACGCUUCAACAAGGUUAGCACUUCAUCGCUACCGAGGCCGAUCACUCAAGUCGGAGUAAGGCUACACCCUUUGAAGUAUUUUGAAUGCAUCAGAUCGUCAACAAACAAUGGAGGAAAAGUAUAUGAAGUGAGAACUAAGAAACAACUUUCUUUAAGAUCACUGUCAUACCAACCCAAAGUGUUACAACCUCAUAAAGUCCAUAUUUUAACAAGGGAAGAACUUUCAUGUAGAGCCACCACAAGAGAAGUUUCCUACUUGUUGGUUCAUGUACACCUAAAGAUUCCAUAUCACCAUGCAGUUUCUGCAAAAGUAUCACCAAAUCAUAUGAGUUUAGGGCAUGUGUUUUAUGUGUAUUAAUGGGUAUGGUUAGUUAGUUUGGAAGAUAUUUUUGUUUUAAAUAUUCUGAAUGUUGUUGUAAGACAAGACAAAUUUUAAUUCAAG
Lactuca saligna is the source of this 531-nucleotide messenger RNA. NCBI's taxonomy places the organism in Eukaryota, Viridiplantae, Streptophyta, Magnoliopsida, Asterales, Asteraceae. The record is from the annotation of a GenBank genome assembly.